GCAGGAGACGGGAAGCGCGCGCCCGUGAAGUGCGUGCUCGCGUACGUCGCUCGGGUUCGGCUGCGUCGGUCUCGCCGCCCGCCCGUUGCCGCCGUCGCCGCUGCCGCCGUCGCCGCGGUCUCGUUUCGCCGGCCGCCGCCUAAGGGGGCUGGGGCCGGGCCAAGCUGCCGCCGUUGCCGGGAUGCCGCGGGUGUACAUUGGCCGCCUGAGCUACCAGGCCCGGGAGCGCGAUGUGGAGCGCUUCUUUAAGGGCUACGGGAAGAUUCUGGAGGUGGAUCUGAAGAACGGAUAUGGGUUUGUGGAGUUUGAUGAUCUGCGAGAUGCAGAUGAUGCUGUUUAUGAAUUGAAUGGCAAAGACCUUUGUGGUGAGCGAGUAAUUGUUGAGCAUGCCCGCGGCCCACGUCGAGAUGGCAGUUACGGUUCUGGACGCAGUGGAUAUGGUUAUAGAAGAAGUGGCCGAGAUAAGUAUGGCCCUCCUACCCGCACAGAAUACAGACUUAUUGUGGAAAAUUUGUCAAGUCGAUGCAGCUGGCAAGACCUAAAGGAUUAUAUGCGUCAGGCAGGAGAAGUGACAUAUGCAGAUGCUCACAAGGGACGCAAAAAUGAAGGGGUGAUUGAAUUUGUUUCUUACUCCGAUAUGAAAAGAGCUUUGGAAAAGUUAGAUGGAACUGAAGUCAAUGGCAGAAAAAUCAGAUUAGUCGAAGACAAGCCUGGUUCUAGACGGCGCCGGUCCUACUCCAGGAGCCGGAGUCACUCCAGGUCUCGCUCUCGAAGCAGACAUUCUCGUAAGAGCAGAAGCCGAAGUGGCAGCAGCAAAAGCAGUCAUUCUAAGAGUAGAUCUCGGUCUAGGUCUGGCUCCCAUUCCCGGAGCAAGAGUCGUAGCCGCAGUCAGAGCCGCAGCCGGAGCAAGAAGGAAAAAAGCCGCAGCCCCAGCAAGGACGACAAGAGUCGCAGCCGUAGCCGCAGUGCAGACAAGCGUCGCAGCAAGAGUAAAGACCAAGUUGAAGAGAAGAUUCAGAACAACGACAAUACCAGGAAGUCCAAGAGCAGGAGUCCCAGUCGGCAUAAAAGCAAAAGUAAAAGCCGAAGCAGGAGUCAGGAGAGGAGAGUGGAAGAGGAGAAGCGCAGGAGCAAGAGCAAGGAGAAGAGCCGGAGUCAGGAGAAAGGCCUCCGCAGGAGCAGGAGCAAGGGAGGCAGCAGGAGCCGCAGCAGGAGCCGCAGCAAAAGCAAGGAUAAGAGGAAGGGGAGGAAGAGAAGCCGGGAGGAGAGCCGUAGUCGCAGCCGCAGCCGCAGUCGCAGCCGCAGCCGCAGCCGAAGCAAGAGCAAAAGGAGCCGAAAACAUGGCAGCAAGCGAGACAGCAAGUCAAGCAGCAGCAGCGAGAAGAAAAAGAAGGAAGAUGCCGACCGCUCCCAGUCCAGGUCACGGUCCCGCUCGGUGUCAAAGGAGCGGGAACGUGCCAAGUCCGAGUCUGGCCAGAGGGAAGGUGGAGGGGAGAGCAAGGAUGCUAGCACCAAUCAGGAGACCCGGUCCCGGUCAAGGUCCAAUUCUAAAUCCAAACCAAAUCUCCCGUCAGAAUCACGCUCCAGAUCAAAGUCCGCUUCAAAAACCCGAUCUCGGUCCAAGUCUAGAUCCAGGUCUGCAUCCAGAUCACCUUCCCGGUCUAGAUCUAGAUCCCACUCAAGAUCCUAACGGGCUACUACCACAGCUGGAACUACCCGAGAAGUUUUGUACAUGUUUGGUAGCCGUAGCACAAGUGAUUGAAGUAGAACAUACGUCACUGCUGUACAUUUUUAACUCCCCUAAUGGUGUGUCUACAAUUGUUAAAUCUAAGUGCUUCCUCUCUGUAAAGCCUCCUGGCGCCAGGCCUUCCUGCUCGACUGAAAACAAUCUUCUCUUUGAAAACCCCCUUUCCUCGUGGUCCACAGUAGAAUAUCCAAAAUGCCUUGGCUUUCAGGCCUGGCAUUACUUACAGGGAGCUCAGUACCUGGACGAGUCUAAGGCUGGAAUGAUGACAUAGGUAGGUAUGGUGAGUUCAACCAUUUUUGCCCUUGAAUUGAUGCCCUUUGAUGUAUGCCAUUUAGUGAAAGUGCUAAGUCUUAAGUUUCCUACCACUUUGGUUUCAUAUUUUUGGACUUACAAAGUUGUGAAUAGCACAGUCAAGGAAAAUUGAUAUCUGCAGUAACCCAUAGGAAACAAACUCUAGAGUUCCAUAUUCUGGUAUUGUGAUUAUAUUGUUUUAUAUUAAGAAAAUAAAAGAAAAUAAUUUUUUUUAAUUUUAUUUUUCCCCGUCUUGCAAAGUAUAGUGACCCCCGUUUCCAUUAAAUUUGAAUAAAGACUAUUUUUGCUUGACAAAAA
Molecule: messenger RNA, 2356 nt
Organism: Myotis daubentonii (Daubenton's bat)
Lineage: Eukaryota; Metazoa; Chordata; Mammalia; Chiroptera; Vespertilionidae
Gene: SRSF4
Product: serine and arginine rich splicing factor 4
Cellular component (GO): cytoplasm; nucleus
Molecular function (GO): mRNA binding
Source: RefSeq, a predicted model, not a curated record